This is a messenger RNA of Vitis riparia (riverbank grape), 2107 nucleotides long. Its product is annotated as transcription termination factor MTERF15, mitochondrial-like. The record is from RefSeq and is a predicted model, not a curated record. Bases 1 to 1260 code for a protein of 419 amino acids. The transcript is spliced from 3 exons. NCBI's taxonomy places the organism in Eukaryota, Viridiplantae, Streptophyta, Magnoliopsida, Vitales, Vitaceae. Gene Ontology annotation, cellular component: chloroplast. Gene Ontology annotation, molecular function: double-stranded DNA binding. Gene Ontology annotation, biological process: chloroplast organization; regulation of DNA-templated transcription.
AUGGCCAUUAGGUGGAAGCAUUUCAAGAAAAGAGGGAAAAUCCGGGCUCCUAAAGGAAAAGAAUUUCUGGAGAAGGUGUUGAAGGAAUUUCCGGUAGAAGGACGCAUUGCUCUACUGCAGACCAAGUCCGAUCAAGAUUCAGAGCUAUACAAUUUUGAAAUUGAUUCCACGACCCAACUGCAUUUUCUUCGAAAUACAACUCCAUUUAUCAUCAGAUGUUUCUCGGCAUCCAACCAGAAUUCUUUCACUGUGUCUUACCUCAUAAACUCAUGUGGGUUGUCCCCAGAAACUGCUAUUUCUGCAUCUGAGAAGAUACGCUUUGAAAACCCUAAAAAUCCAGAUUCUGUUCUCGCUCUUCUCAGAGACGCUGGAUGUACCAACACCCAUAUCACCAAAAUCGUAACCAAGCUUCCUUCACUGCUCUUGGUUAAUCCUGAGAAGGCCCUUUUGCCCAAACUCGAAUUUUUUCGUUCUAUGGGCCUUUCUAGUGCUGAUCUUGCUAGCAUCCUCUCUUCUGAGCCAAGUAUCUUGAAUAAGAGCUUAGAAAAGGUUCUAAUUCCCAAGCAUAAUUUCCUCAAGAGUGUACAUGUAAAUAAUGAAGGUGCCAUGAAGAUUCUCAAGAGGUCAUCCUGGAGUUCUAGUGGAAACACCAUAGCUGCCAAUAUUGCUGUUCUGAGAGAAAUUGGAGUUCCCAUAUCCCAUGUCUCAUUUUUAGUGGUGCGUUAUCACACAAUCUGCCAAAAAAGUGAUAAAUUCAGUGAAAAUGUCAAGAAGGUUGUGGAAAUGGGAUUUAAUCCUUUGAAAUUUACUUUCGUGAAUGCACUCCAAGCAUUCUGUCAAAUGACUGAAUCAACUCGGCAACAAAAAAUGGAGAUGUAUAGGGGGUGGGGUUGGUCUGAAGAUGAGAUUGUGUCGGCAUUCAGAAGCCGUCCACAAUGUAUGCAAUUGUCUGAGAAGAAAGUUACCAAGGUGUUGGAUUUCCUUGUGAACAAAAUGGGUUGGCAACCUGCAGUUGUUGCUAGGGCGCCAGUAGCUAUCUGCCUCAAUUUUGAGAAGAGGGUUGUUCCAAGGUGUUCAGUUGUGAAAGUUCUGUUAUUGAAAGGGUUGGUAAAGAAGGAUUUGAGGUUAGAUCAUUUUCUGAGUCUCACUGAGGAGAAUUUCUUGGAUAAGUAUGUAAUCAAAUAUCGGGAUGACAUUCCUCAGUUGUUAGAUCUAUAUCAAGGGAAGGUGAGUUUUAUGGAGCUAGGAUUUGGAUCUUAGGAGAUAGUGGUACAUGGCAUGAAAUGAUUUCAACUUUACAAGCCCAAGUAAUUAUCAUUCUUUCUCAAGUGUUGCUAUAUUUCCAGCACAUCAGUUUUUGCACUGUCUUGAUAAUUGUCUUAACCAACCUCUGCUGAUGGUAACCUCAAUAACAAUUUCUCCUUUUCGUUUUGUUUAUGAUUGACAAUACAUGCCGUGAGAGUUCAUGGAGAUAUGUAUUCAAUGAUGAAAAUAAAAAACUGGGGAUGAAAACCCCGAAGUUUUGUAUGGGCAGUUUCUAAAGUUUGGUUUGCAGACUGCCCUGGUAUCUUGUAGUAUUUAUCAUCCUCCUUAGCUCCAUGGGAAGUUUCCUGUAGGGAACUAAAAGGUGUAUUUUGUUUUGCCAAUCAAUAUAUGAAUUUAGCUGAAUUUACUAGUUUUCAUUAUGUUUGUAGUUAGUGAAAUGGUGGUUUAACUAAGUUUCUGUUUGGUGCUAUCAAGUCUAUGUCUUUUUAGUUUUGUUGUUCAGCUCAAAGCAGAAGAGCUUCAGAGCUUUCUUUUAAGCUUCAACAUGGACAAGAGAUUCCAACCACCAGCUGCAACCCUUGUCCCAAAUGAUUCAACAUGGACCAAUUUUCUACCCUUGAUAUUUGUUUUCAUCUUUAGUUGGAGGAUUUCUUUUGCUUAUUUAUUUAUUUUUUCGGUUGCGGAAGCUAAGGAAUGAAGGUGUGAAGAUGAGAUUUGGUUGAGAAAGCAUCCUGUGAGUAUGAAUAGUAUUGAUAGGGGAAUGGAUUUCCAUGUGAACAAGAUGGGUUGUGAGACACCCUUCCAGUGCUAUAACAAAGUCUCUGUUUCUCAGUUUUGGAAA